CGGGGACUCCUCCUCCUGCCCAGAGCAUCGGUGUGCGAUGGGGCUGGGAGCGGGCCGGGAGGCUUAGCCCCGCUCUGGCCGGGAGCCAUGCCCGCGGGGAACGGCACGGGCACCUCCAGCCGCCUGGAGCCCGCGGCGCCCGAGCAGGAGGUGCCGGGCGAGCGGCCCCUCUUCAGCGCCGGCACCUACGAGCUGCUGGCGCUGCUGGUCGCCACCAUCGGCAUGCUGGGCUUGUGCAACAACUUGCUAGUGCUGGUGCUCUACUAUAAGUUCAAGCGGCUCCGCACGCCCACCAACCUCUUCCUCGUCAACAUCAGUCUCAGCGACCUGCUGGUGUCGGUCUUCGGCGUGAGCCUUACCUUCAUGUCCUGCCUGAGGAGCCGCUGGGUGUGGGAUGCGGCCGGCUGCGUCUGGGACGGCUUCAGCAGCAGCCUCUUCGGAAUUGUUUCAAUUAUGACUCUCACUGCUCUUGCCUAUGAACGCUACAUUCGAGUGGUCCAUGCGAAGGUGAUUGACUUCUCUUGGUCUUGGCGGGCUAUCACAUACAUCUGGCUGUACUCACUAGCCUGGACUGGAGCGCCUCUUUUGGGCUGGAACAGAUACACACUGGAAAUUCAUGGAUUAGGUUGUUCGGUGGACUGGAAGUCAAAAGACCCUUAUGAUACCUCCUUUGUGCUCCUUUUUUUCCUUGGCUGUCUAGUAGCACCUGUUGGGAUCAUGGCCUAUUGCUAUGGUCAUAUUCUGCAUGCAGUAAGAAUGCUUCGCUGUGUAGAAGAUUUCCAGACGGUUCAAGUCAUCAAGCUUCUAAAAUAUGAGAAGAAGGUGGCUAAAAUGUGUUUCUUGAUGAUCUCCACGUUCCUUAUUUGUUGGAUGCCCUAUGCAGUGGUCUCCCUCUUGAUAACGUAUGGCUAUAGCAACCUUGUAACUCCAACAGUAGCUAUCAUCCCAUCUUUCUUUGCCAAGUCAAGCACUGCUUAUAAUCCAGUUAUCUAUAUCUUCAUGAGUAGAAAGUUUCGACACUGCCUUUUGCAACUCCUGUGCUUUCGCCUGAUGAGAUUCCAGAGGACAAUGAAAGAGACACCAGCAACAGGGAGUGACAAACCAAUACGACCAAUAGUUAUGUCUCAGAAAGCAGGGGACAGGCCAAAGAAGAAAGUGACUUUCAGCUCUUCCUCUGUCAUUUUUAUUAUCACCAGUGAUGACACUGAGCAAAUAGAUGACAGCAGUAAACACAAUGAGACAAAAGUAAAUGUCAUCCAAGUAAAGCCACUGCAGGGAUGAACUGAAGAGACAUGAGAAUGAGAUGGAUUUCAGCCAGUAGACUGUUGAGGCUGGAGACUGGUUUCAGUGGCAAUGUCUGUGGGCUGCCAAAGGAAACUAUAUUCUUAAGCUGUGAAAUACUGAAGGGAUUCAGCAUCUGAAGCUCUCCAAGUAGUUCACUUUCGGUCACAGUACGGAAAUCUCUGCUAAAAUUGUUGAUGGAUGUCAUUACUCUAAAUUUUCUUAAAGCAUAUUUUAUGAUUGCCAUUCAGAACUUUUGGUAUUUUAAUGUUUUCUGUAUACUGAGCCUUCAGUGAAUAAUUAAAUGGAUCUUAUUUAUAUAAUUUUGUUCUUGGUGAAAUAUUUUUUUUCCCCACCAACUAGGACAUGAUCUGAUACUGUUGCUUGUUGGAUACAUCUUGAAGGGAAGUACUAGGUCCUGAGAAAAAAAUAGUAUUUCAGUAUUUCAGUUAACCUUUCUAAAGAACAAGUAGAGGGUUUGUAAACAGAAACUACCCACUGUUCAGAUUUAUGAAGAUAAAAUUUGAGUAAUUAACAAUAACAGUGUGCAAUUCUUCAUUAAUUGAUGUACAACAUAUUUACCACACUGACAAUCAUGUAACAGUAUAUGAAAACUAAAAACUAGCAGUUGUGGUAAAUUUCUUAUCUUAGCUACUCUGUUUGAAGGGCAGUGAAAUGAGCCAAAACUUCAUGAAAUGAUUUUCAUUGAAAUUGCAAGAUUUCGUUUCCUUUCAUGAAAGGAAAGGAAAUGAGAAAUCAAGGAAUGAAGUGAAAUGGAAAGACAAGAAAGGAAAUAUGAGGAAAUGAAAUGAAAUUGAAAAAAAGAAAAUUCUUAGGAGAAUUUUGAAAUGGAAUGGAAUGAAGUACCAUGAAAUGAACCAAAACUUCAUGAAGUGAUACUCAUUGAAAUUGCAAGGUUUCAUUUCCUUUCAUGAACUGAAGAAAUUUCAUCACAGCAGGGUACCGAGAUUGCUCACUGUACACUUUUGGAAUCUGGGCCAGCCAUGGUGAUGGGGAUCGCAGCAGCAGCCACAAGUUGCCAUUAGGGUUUGGGUUAGGCUUCAGAGAGCUGCAGGGCCUCCAGGGACACUGGCAGUCAAAAAGGCAGUGCAAAGGCAUCACAGCAGGGUGGCAGCAUUGCCAACUCCACUCUUCUGAAUCUCUGCCCCCUCUGGUGAUAAGGACCCCUGCCACAGUGCCAAGCUGCCUUUGGGGUUAGAGUUAGGGUUGAGAGAGUAAAGGAGCCUAUAGCUCCAGGAACACUGGGGCUGGAAAAGGCUUGUCAAGGCGAUCCCCACAGGGCCCCAACUUAGCUGCUCCUACAGCAGGGUAUAUAAUUAAUGAAGAUUUUAGAUAAACUAGUUGGUAAGAACAUUCAUGAUCCUGACAUGCAAAGGGAAGUUAUGGGUGUGGUGAGUACCAUAAUAACCUCAGAGCAAAUUAAUUUCUUUUAGGGAUGUUUCAUUGAUAUCAUGCAUUACUAGAAAAAUACAUAUGAUGAUUUAGCUAAAAUACCAUUUUUAAUCUGCAAAUGCAGAGGCCUCAGUUGGCUUGUUGCCUCCCAGCACCUGGUGUGUCAAGACUCUCUUGGGAGGCAUUUCAGCAUCUCCUUUGUGCUGGGGAAGGGAUCCCCUCUCACCCUGUGUUUUGAGGCAGUCAUGAAUCCUGAAGCUGUGCCCACUGACUUACCUGUGCCGGGGCUUCUGCUGCUGUGCUGGAUCCCAUGGAGGCAAGACACUGCGGAAUGGGAACAGAUCUGCUGCACAGCCAUGUGACCUUCCUCCCUUUUCAGCUCCCAGCAGAAACUAGAUUUGUGCUGAGUGUAUCUAACUUCAUUGCAGAAGAGUUGGGCCUUAUACUACUAUGACUGUUUUUUAUCACAAUGAUUACAUCAGUCAGGAGAUCAGUAUUCACAAGCAUACCCUUUUUGCUCUUGUCCCCUGCAUAACAUCAGUCUCCUGCUGCUGUUUCCUGCUAGAAUACUGCAUCAGCUAAGUGAAAUGGAUAUGCAACCACUAUACUGUGCUAAACCACCCAGAAAGAACAGCUUUUAAGAAUACACUUAUCCUUGGCUUAUAUAAACAACCUUCAGCUCAAGAAUGGAAUUUGACUGUCUAAUAUCCAGAGGUAAGAGAUGAGAAAAACCUGGCUAUGACGAUGGAAGAUUUCACAAACUCAUACUCGAUGCACAUGCAAACAUCUCAGUUUGAAAAUAUCUGCAGUCAGGUAUUUCUUUUGUCAGUCUGUGUCACCACAGUUACAGAGUGUUAUUUGUUGUCUCUCAAGAAGGAAAAAAGGAGGGGCGUGAGGCUGGAACUGUCCCGGAGAAUGGGAAUGCCUGUUCCUGCUGCUGCUUAAGGUUGGCAGUAGGUGCCCCUUUGGGGUUGGACCGGUACUGGCACAUGCCCCCGUCCCUCCCUCGGUGGCAGCAAAAACGGGAUGAGAAGCAAGAGGGAGAAGCGCACAGCUGAUCUCCGUUUUUUUUCUGCCGCAGGCAAACGCCGCAGCCUUUGAGUUCCACUUGCCUGAUGCCCAAGGCUGCCUUGCCUGCUGCUCUGACCUGGCUCUACAUUCCAUUUAUCCAGCUCAAAUAAAAAGAGUGCUUUUUUCUUGCUCUCUCCUGACCAGAUUAGUGUUGAAAAAAAACUUGUAACACGUUAAAUCUGAAGAGGAAAUUAACUGAUUUUUAGUACAAAAGAGAAGGCACGUUAUUAACAGACUUGGCAUGAAGCGUUGCCUGGCCCUGGCCCUUUUCCCUCGCGUUUCCUUGCAUUUUCCAGCAGUGUUUGCGCUCCCUCUUGUGGCUUGCUCAGCCCGGUACCUGCUGACUGAAUAAUGAGCCUGGCUUCCUAAAAACCUGUUUUUCUUGCAUGUUUCCUCUGCAUAUGGGCAGAUUCACUGUUUCAUGUCUAUUAUAUUUUGUUUAUAUUGCAUAUACUUCUGUCUUUGAAAAAGUAUAGGAAAUAGAUAUCUGUAACUAAUA
Corvus hawaiiensis (hawaiian crow) is the source of this 4264-nucleotide messenger RNA. RefSeq names its product opsin 3 (gene OPN3). The coding region runs from base 88 to 1281 and encodes 397 amino acids. Lineage: Eukaryota; Metazoa; Chordata; Aves; Passeriformes; Corvidae. Gene Ontology annotation, cellular component: membrane; photoreceptor outer segment. Gene Ontology annotation, biological process: visual perception; G protein-coupled receptor signaling pathway. The record is from RefSeq and is a predicted model, not a curated record. The transcript is spliced from 4 exons. Gene Ontology annotation, molecular function: G protein-coupled receptor activity.